AUGGAAGACAAAUUGGUUUGUACUAUUCCUGCCGUCUCCACUGUCUCUCUCAUCCCUGAAGACCAUGGAAAGGAUGAAAACCCCUGGGACAGUUCAGAGUUACAGGACUCCGGGGUAAAAUGGGGAGAUCUGGACACUAAAGGAAAGGUGAAGAGGGUCUGUAUCGCAAUAAUGAAGUUUGUCCUGCUGUUGGGUUUGCUCUACACCUUUGUUUGUUCCCUGGACAUCCUUAGCUCUGCAUUUCAACUUGUUGGAGGUAAGGCGGCUGGAGAUAUUUUCCAGGAGGACGAGGUGUUGUCGAACCCACUGGCUGGCCUGGUCAUUGGUGUUCUUGUCACUCUGCUAGUCCAGAGCUCUAGCACUUCAUCGUCCAUCGUGGUCAGCAUGGUGUCCUCAGGAUUGCUGAAGGUCUCCAUUGCAGUGCCCAUCAUCAUGGGCACCAACAUCGGUACAUCAGUCACGAAUACAGUGGUAGCCAUGACUCAGGCAGGAGAUCGGAAUCAAUUCCGCAGGGCGUUUGGUGGUGCAACGGUACAUGAUUUCUUUAACUGGCUCUCUGUGCUAGUGCUGUUGCCUCUAGAGGCGGCAACUGGUUUCUUGUAUCGCCUCACCGAUCUCAUCGUCACCUCCUUUCACAUCGAGAGUGGAGAAAAUGCACCCAUGCUGCUUAAUGUCAUCACCGACCCAGUCACCCACUCUAUAAUCGAGUUGGAUGAGUCGGUCAUUGGUGAAAUUGCUACCGGAGACCCUGAGGCCAAAAAUAAAAGUCUAAUCAAGGUCUGGUGUAAAACAUCUACAAAUACGUCUCUGCAGAAUGUGACUAUAGUGAACUGCACUGGUGUCUCCUGUUGGGAAUUGAAGAAUGUCUCAGAAAUCAUCAAUAUUCAGAAAUGUGGACAUAUUUUUGUAAACACAACUCUGCCGGACCUGGCGGUGGGACUUAUUCUUCUGGCUGGGUCUCUCCUGGUGCUCUGUACCUGCCUCAUUUUUAUUGUCAAACUUCUCAACUCCAUGCUAAAAGGGCAGGUAGCAGUUGUAAUCAAGAAGAUCAUCAACACAGAUUUCCCCUUUCCAUUUUCAUGGGUGACUGGAUACAUUGCCAUCAUGGUGGGAGCAGGAAUGACCUUCAUCGUGCAGAGCAGCUCAGUCUUUACCUCUGCCAUCACUCCUCUCGUAGGACUCGGUGUGAUUAGUAUUGAAAGAGCAUAUCCACUUUCUCUUGGCUCCAAUAUUGGUACAACAUCCACAGCCAUACUGGCAGCACUGGCCAGUCCUGGAGAAACACUGACUAACUCAUUACAGAUUGCUCUUGUUCACCUGUUUUUCAACAUCUCAGGAAUAAUGCUGUGGUACGUCCUGCCCUUCAUGCGUGUCCCCAUCCACCUAGCCAAGUCGUUGGGCAAUAUAACUGCGCGCUACCGCUGGUUUGCCAUUUUCUAUGUGGUUCUUUGUUUCUUUUUUAUUCCUUUGCUGGUUUUUGGUUUGUCACUGGCCGGCCUGUGGGCUCUUCUUGCUGUCCUCAUCCCAGUGGCGGUGGUCAUUCUGUUCAUCAUUUCAAUCAACUUUAUGCAGUCACGGUUUCCAGAGAAACUCCCUUCUUUUUUACAAACAUGGGACUUCCUGCCUUUGUGGGCUCGCUCACUUGAACCAUGGGACAGAAAAAUAACAUUCAUGACUACUCGAUGCUGCUGCUGCUGCAAAUGCUGCCAGGUCGCUGCAAGCAAUGAGGAGGCAGGGCCAGCAGAAAAGAAGGAUAUUGCAACAGAGAUGCAUAAUAACCAGGCUCUGACCAAUGAGACUCAAGAAAAAGAAAAAGUUCCACCUACUACAGUCAUUCUAAAGGUGUCUUCAUUAUAG
Molecule: messenger RNA, 1857 nt
Organism: Trichomycterus rosablanca
Lineage: Eukaryota; Metazoa; Chordata; Actinopteri; Siluriformes; Trichomycteridae
Gene: slc34a2a
Product: solute carrier family 34 member 2a
Exons: 11
Coding region: 1-1857 (618 amino acids)
Biological process (GO): intracellular phosphate ion homeostasis; sodium-dependent phosphate transport
Cellular component (GO): brush border; apical plasma membrane; vesicle
Molecular function (GO): sodium:phosphate symporter activity
Source: RefSeq, a predicted model, not a curated record